Molecule: messenger RNA, 960 nt
Organism: Austrofundulus limnaeus
Lineage: Eukaryota; Metazoa; Chordata; Actinopteri; Cyprinodontiformes; Rivulidae
Source: RefSeq, a predicted model, not a curated record
AAGAAAAGCCUCAGCUCUCAAAGCGUCGUCACAGCUGGAAUAUAGAGAGCAUUGGAUCAGAGUUUUUGGCUGUGGAAAUGAAAGAAGAGUCUUUCUGUGACAGUUCUAAAGAGGUCCAGAAGCCCCCACAGAUUAAAGAGGAGCAGGGGGAUGUCACGGAGUUUAAUUUCGUUUCUGUCUUUGUGAAGCGUGAAGGUGAAGAAGAGAAACCGCAGCCCUCAGAGCUUCAUCACAGCUGGUGUAAUGAGAUCACAGACUCUGCCAGGUCAGGUCCGGAUCAGUAUUUAAAAGACAAGACUUUAGAUUCAUCAGAGAGGGAUGUCAGUGAUGGAGACUGGGAGGAGAGCAACAAACCUCGGUCAGAUUUAUUUUCUGUGGAAACUAAUGAGGCGUCUGUUGGUGAUAAAAGUCUUAAGUCUGUUGAGAAACCUUUCAGCUGCUCCGUCUGUUUCCAGUGUUUCAAUACAGAAAAGUUCUUAUUAGUCACAAAGAUAUUCACGACUGCUUAGCUUUCACGUGCAAUGUCUGUAGUGAAGGUUUUGAACAAAAAUAUUUGUGGAGCACAUGAAAAUCCACGCUGAAGAGUCACUUUUCAGUUUUUCUUAUUACUGACCACGUGUUUUUGAAUAAACUCAAUUUGUAAUGGGACUUUUACAUGAAAUAGAACUAUUGUGAUUUUAAAAAAGAAUCCACUCAGUGAGAUUUAUAAAGAAACACUACAGCAGGGAAAUCACAAAUGUUUUGUUUUAUACUGUAUUUUAGUUGAACUUACAAGCCUGCUCAAUAACACUGAUUUAAGUUUCAAGAAUGUCAUAAGAUGUUUUUAUCCCUGCACGUGGAAUGUACUGUUUUAUUUUUAAUGCCCCAGGCCCAGUGUCGUUCAAGCUGCAGAUUAGACUAGAAAAAAGGUUACCAGUUUUUUUUUCUAAUAAGAAGAAUAAAGAAAAUGUAUCAGACUCA